UUGGUGCAGGAGGACUUUCUUGCACUUUUGGACUCUUUGCAGCCCGCAGAAGGUCGCAACAAAUGAGGCUGCUCGGAGGUUGCAGGCAGCGAUGUUUUAACCUCCAACUCGCCUCCUUUUUGACGAUGUUUUAACCUCCAACCGGCCUCCUUUUUGACACGCGAACUUCCCCCGAGCGGCCAGCAGCGCCAUGGCGGCCCAGGGCGACGCUCUGAGCGGCUACUUGCAGUCCGACCAAGGCUCCAACAGCGAGCGGAGCACAGACUCUCCUCUGCCCGGCGACGACGACGACUUGAGCGGCCCCGACCCGGAGUGGACCGAGGAGAGGUUCCGAGUGGACCGGAAGAAGCUGGAGUUCAUGUUACUAGCCGCCUCGGAGGGCAGAGUCAAUGGCGGGGAGGAUUUCUUCCAACAGAUUAUGGACGAAACCCAAACACAGAUAGCCUGGCCCUCUAAACUGAAGAUCGGAGCAAAGUCGAAAAAAGAUCCACACAUCAAAGUGUGCGGCAAGAGGGAAGACGUGAGGGAAGCCAAAGACAGGAUCAUGUUGGUGCUCGACACAAAGAGUAACAGGGUGACGCUGAAGAUGGACGUGUCUCACACGGAGCACUCGCACGUGAUCGGCAAAGGCGGCAACAACAUCAAGAGGGUGAUGGAGGAGACGGGAUGCCACAUCCACUUCCCCGACUCCAACAGGAACAACCAGACAGAGAAAAGCAACCAGGUGUCCAUCGCAGGGCAGCCAGGAGGGGUGGAGGCGGCUCGAGUUAAAAUCAGGGAGCUGCUCCCGCUCGUCUUGUCCUUCGAGCUGCCCGCCAUCAUGCAGUCGGACCCCAGCUCGCCGAGCGUGCAGGCAAUCUCGCAGACCUACAACCUCACCGUGUCUUUCAAGCCCCCCACACGCCUCUACAGGGCCACCGGCGUGGUGCGCGGAUCCCAAAACAACACCAACGCCGUCAAGCGAGGCACCGCCCUCCUGCUGGAGCACCUGGCGGGCAGCCUGGCCAGCACCAUCUCAGUCACCACCCACCUGGACAUCGCACCCCAGCACCACCUCUUCAUGAGGGGCCGCAACGGCAGCAACAUCAAACACAUCACCCAGAGGACGGGGGCCCAGAUCCACUUCCCGGACCCCAACAGCCCGCAGAAGAAAUCCACGGUCUACAUCCAGGGCACCAUCGAGUCGGUGUGCCUGGCUCGCCAGUACCUCAUGGGCUGCCUGCCGCUGGUGCUGAUGUUUGACAUCAAAGAGGACGUGGAGGUGGAGCCUCAUUGCAUCACGGCGCUGAUGGAGCAGCUGGACGUCUUCAUCAGCAUCAAACCCAAGCCCAAGCAGCCCAGCAAGUCUGUCAUAGUGAAGAGCGUGGAGAGGAACGCGGUGAACAUGUAUGAGGCCCGCAAAUUCCUCCUGGGUCUGGAGUGCAACGGCGUGGCCUCCUCGCCGCCCUCGGUCGCCUUGAAUCCCGCCGCCAACGGACCCUCGCCGUCCCUCAUCUGCCCCGUCGGCCUGGACAUUCUGGCCUCAGCUGGCCUGGGGCUCAGCAACCUGGGCUUCCUGGGUGCGACGACGUCCCACUCGCUGGCGAACUCGGCGACCCCUAACGCCGUCCUGAACACCUUAAACUCCUCCAUGAGUCCCCUGCAGGCCCCCAGCGCCCCCACGCCCUCCCUGUGGUCCAGCUCCCUCAGCAGCAGCCAAGCCUUCUCGUCCCAGUUGAUGCUGCACCCGGCCGCCCAGGCCACCCUGAGCAGCAUCCUGCUAUCCAGCGUUCAGGGCUACACGCAUAGCACGCCGUCCCCUCCGCCGGGCCUGGCGCCCAUCGACAAGCAGUCCAUCGGCGGCGUCCCCGACUGCGCCAAAGCGGCCUGCUCUCUCAACGGCCAUGUGAAGCAUCCCAGUUCCGUCUACGGGAGGAUAGCCACGGCGUCUCUUGCCGAGACGGUUUUGAGUCCGGCUCCGUGUGACUCAGUCCAAGAGGCCAGCGGACACAAUCCAUCAGAACCACGGUCCAGCAAGUCCAACACAGAUGAAGGCUCCGACACCUUCGUGGAGGUGGGCAUGCCCAGGAGCCCCUCGCACUCGGCCAACGGCAACGAGUUGAAGCAGAUGCUGGCGUCCUGCAAGACGUCGUCGGGGAAGCGACAAGCUGUGGAGCUCCUGCAAGGCACCAAGAAUUCACACUUACAGUGUGGGUGCAGUUCCGACUGCCUGUUGUCGGACGCAGAGUCCAGUUCUUCAGACAGUCCUGUGGCCGACAAGAGGGCGCCGGGCAGCGAGCGGGCGGCCGAGAGGGCGGCACAGCAGAACGAGAGAGAGAGAAUCAGACUUGGACCACAGACCUCCUUCGCCAACAUGCAGGCCUUUGACUACGAGCAGAAGAAGCUGCUGGCAACCAAAGCCAUGCUGAAGAAGCCAGUGGUGACGGAGGUGCGGACGCCGACCAACACCUGGAGUGGCCUUGGUUUCUCCAAGUCCAUGCCGGCAGAAACCAUCAAGGAGCUGAGGAGAGCCAACCACGUGUCCUACAAGCCCAGCAUGAGCACCACCUUUGAGGUGAGCCCGGCACCCUCCGCUCUGUUUGUGUUGAGCCCGGUCUCACCCCUGGAUUUUUGCUCCCAGGGUUCCCCGCUGUCCUUGUCGCGCUCCGGCAGCCGGGAGGGCGUGGCCAACGGCAGCGAUUCCGACAACUGGCGGGAGAGGAACGGCACGUCAAACGGGCUGCAGGCUCAUUCCGAGUUCCCCGCCGCCGUGAGCAGCCCCAAGAGGAAGCAGAACAAAUCUGCUGCAGAACACUACCUGAGCAGCAGCAACUACAUGGACUGCAUCUCCUCGCUGUCGGGCAGCAACGGCUGCAGCCUCAACUCCUCCCUCAAAGGCUCGGAGCUGCCCGAGCUCUUCAGCAAGUUGGGCCUGGGGAAGUACACGGAUGUCUUCCAGCAGCAGGAGAUCGACCUGCAGACCUUCCUGACUCUGACCGACCAGGACCUGAAGGAAUUGGGCAUCAGCACUUUUGGCGCCCGCAGGAAAAUGCUACUGGCCAUCUCAGAACUCAACAAGAACCGGCGGAAGCUCUUCGAGCCCCCCAUCAGGUCCUCCUUCCUGGAAGGGGGCGCCAGCGGGCGCCUCUCCCGCCAGUUCCACGCCGACAUGGCCAGCGUCAGCGGGCGGUGGUAGGCACUCACUCAACCCUCCAACCGCGGGACUGGUCCCUGGUCCCUGGUCCCGGUGGCCAUGUUGUGUAAAUUACAAGCCAUAGUUGUCCUUGCCGAGGUUCCGUCCUGUCAGAGCCACGAGGAAGCAAGGUGGAACCUCCAAGGUGGAACCUCCAAGGUGGAACCUCCAAGGUGGAACCUCCGUGGCGGGCGAGGGCAGGAUUUGACCCCGUGACGCAGACAUGCACUUUAAUAUUGCUCCACGUUUGCCUGUGAAAGAAACUUUGCCAAAUAAAAUGUAAGCACUUAGGAAAGGUCAGCGAGGUCGCCAUGAUGUCAUGGACGCCGAUGACCGCGGCGCCAAAAAGAGAUUGGGAGGUCAGUGUUUAUUGUUUAAGCUCAGCUGCCAUCUUGCGUGUGUUUCUCCACCCAAUGAGAAAAAAAAACAAUAUUUUGUACUCACUAUUUUUUUGUUAAAGCAGCAAGUUAAGGGAAGGUAAUCGCUUUAUUUUUUUAUACUUCUUGUUGUGUGUAUUCUUGUCUUUGUGUACCAGCUGUUGGACUUGUCCGCCUCCAAUUCCCACAAUGCACUCCUCCGACGAUGAAGGGACUUUUGCAGCACCAAGGGCCAGUUUACUGCAGUUAAGACCAAAAUGAUCUUUUUUCUUGUUCAAAUGGGAAUUGUGGGGUCUUAGAAGGACACAAGAAGUGGAAAAUGUCUAGAAUUCACCUUGGAAAUAUUUGAUAAUUUACUACUUUAUUCAUAACAUUGAAAACACUCAUCAGGAAUUGACAUUAUAUAUAUAUAUAUAUA
Molecule: messenger RNA, 3967 nt
Organism: Nerophis ophidion (straightnose pipefish)
Lineage: Eukaryota; Metazoa; Chordata; Actinopteri; Syngnathiformes; Syngnathidae
Product: protein bicaudal C homolog 1-like
Exons: 20
Coding region: 191-3175 (994 amino acids)
Cellular component (GO): cytoplasm
Molecular function (GO): RNA binding; protein binding
Source: RefSeq, a predicted model, not a curated record